GGCAGGUAGGCAUGGUAGUAGUCCAUCAUAAGAUUGAACUGUACAUAGGGAAUCAAUCCUGAACAAGACCAGAAGCCAUAAGAUAGCUUCUUUCAGAUAGAAUGGUGUAUGAGUUCCAAGGAACAUGGAAAUCCAUUUCUUGUGAAAAUUUUGAAAACUAUAUGAAAGAGUUGGGAAUAGGAAGAGCCAGUAGGAAACUGGGCUGUCUGUCAAAACCCACUGUGACCAUUAGAAUAAAUGGAGAUGUGAUUACCAUAAAAACCAAGAGCAUCUUUAAAAAUAACGAGAUCUCCUUUAAACUUGGUGAAGAGUUUGAAGAAACCACACCAGCUGGCCAUAAAAGCAAGAGCAUCAUAACCUUAGACAAUGACUCCUUGGUUCAAGUUCAGGACUGGGAUGGCAAAGAAGCCACUAUCCGAAGAAAGCUGGUGGAUGGGAAGAUGGUAGUGGGGUUGACAGCAAACAUUGGCAGACAAAUGCGUCAUCAUAAAAGUUGCCAAAUGUGUGUGAACUGAGGAACUAAACAACUAAAGAGAAUAAAUAAUUCUUCAACUCAUGCAUGAACAAAAAUAAGCAUGUGUUUGUCAGCAAAGGUUUCAACAGGGACUGAGGGCUGUUGCCAGUCCUUCACCAUUGACCAGGAUUAACCUCUCACUAUUUCACCAAAUCAGCACCGAACAAAAGCACAAGAAGGAAGUCUGAACUAGGGAUAAGAAAGAGAAAGGCUGUUUUGUUGGUGUGUGGAUGGGUUAACAUAAGUAAGAAAUGACACUGACUUGUUACCACAUUCCCACAUCUUCUUGUGUUACUUACCAAAUCCUCAAUAAUCCUUUGCAGUAAAAUUUA
Chinchilla lanigera (long-tailed chinchilla) is the source of this 846-nucleotide messenger RNA. RefSeq names its product fatty acid binding protein 12 (gene Fabp12). The coding region runs from base 102 to 515 and encodes 137 amino acids. Gene Ontology annotation, molecular function: fatty acid binding. The record is from RefSeq and is a predicted model, not a curated record. Gene Ontology annotation, biological process: fatty acid transport. The transcript has 5 exons. Lineage: Eukaryota; Metazoa; Chordata; Mammalia; Rodentia; Chinchillidae. Gene Ontology annotation, cellular component: cytosol; nucleus.